Molecule: messenger RNA, 522 nt
Organism: Coccinella septempunctata (seven-spotted ladybird)
Lineage: Eukaryota; Metazoa; Arthropoda; Insecta; Coleoptera; Coccinellidae
Exons: 3
Coding region: 22-471 (149 amino acids)
Source: RefSeq, a predicted model, not a curated record
CCGUUACAUUCAAAAAACGAAAUGGAUUUGACAGACACAUCAUCGUAUCGCGUGGAGACGAAAAAUAACCAGAAAAAAAGAAAACCAGUCUUCUGGACUCUAGCAGCAACAGCCUGUUACCGAAAGAUGAUGAAGGGGCCAUACUAUUGCGAACCAGUCAGAAUGUUUAUAUUUUAUAAUCUUUUCAAAGGGCAAAAAGACUGGAAGGUGCACAAUAUGCCUGUGGUAGAAACGGAACAGACAAAACUCCCAAUGACAGACAACGAAAUAAGGAAAUCAGCACCUUUUGUGAAGAUGAACCCAUGGGCCCCAUCCCAGAGUGGAAUCAUAGAAAGCGUGAUUUAUUUGAAAUAUCUCCUAAAGGACGCUGAUCGAAAGCAAAAAGAAGAAGAAAAAAUUGAUGAAAAAUCGAUGAACAAACUACAGACCGGCGCGAUGAAGCAUGUGUUCAGCAUGUCCAACUUAGGAUGAUAGGCUUUUCUUGAGGGAAAAUUGUAAAUUUCCCAGUGAUAAAUUAUUGUG